GAGAUCUUCAUCUUUGAAAAUAUCCAACAGCUAAUAACUGUAACUGUACAUAAUAAUCAAUUGUUAAGGCUAUCAAACCCAAGAAUGACAACUUCAUCAGUAGGAAAUAAAAAUGGUAGACCAACAUUAGAAAAUUCUUUUGUAUCCAACAAUACUUAUAACUUUUCUCAAGCAACUCAAUAUAGCUAUGUAUUUGAUUCUUUUGCAUCACUUAAUCCUUUUUGA
This is a messenger RNA of Funneliformis caledonium, 225 nucleotides long. The record is from the annotation of a GenBank genome assembly. NCBI's taxonomy places the organism in Eukaryota, Fungi, Glomeromycota, Glomeromycetes, Glomerales, Glomeraceae.